This is a messenger RNA of Ctenocephalides felis (cat flea), 1526 nucleotides long. RefSeq names its product tRNA (adenine(58)-N(1))-methyltransferase non-catalytic subunit TRM6 (gene Trmt6). The transcript is spliced from 4 exons. Gene Ontology annotation, biological process: tRNA methylation. Lineage: Eukaryota; Metazoa; Arthropoda; Insecta; Siphonaptera; Pulicidae. Bases 92 to 1453 code for a protein of 453 amino acids. The record is from RefSeq and is a predicted model, not a curated record. Gene Ontology annotation, cellular component: nucleus; tRNA (m1A) methyltransferase complex.
UAGGGUUGAAGGUAACCUCAAAUUAUUAAUAAUUCAAUAACAAGAUAAUUUAGGUGAAAUUUUGUGUUCGACAUUUAUAAACUUAUUGAUUAUGGAAGAUACUUUUAAUUUUCCUGCUAAUCAAAUAAUUAAACAUGGAGAUUAUAUUAUCAUACAAAGGCAAGAUUACACAAAAUUACACAAGUUUACUACUGGUGAUAGUACAUCAAUGCUAGGAAAAGAUCAAAUAAAACUGCAAAAUAUAAACGGUUUUCCAUAUUUUUCGUCGUUCAAAAUGAUACCCAAAGAUAAAAAAAAAAGAAUUUAUACUUUGGAGCAUUGCAAAAAUAUUCAUGAUUUAAAAGAAGGGUUUCUUGAUAGGAAAUCAGGCGCUGACAAUCGAAAUAUACGAGAUGAUGGGCAGUCACAAACAUUGAGUACUGAAGACAUAUCUCGUUUAAAAGAAAAUGAUUGUAGUAGCACAGAAAUUGUGUCUCAAUUAAUAGAGAACUCUAAAACUUUUGCAAGCAAAACUGAAUAUUCACAGGAAAAAUAUAUUAAGAAAAAAGAAAAAAAGUAUUUUGAAUAUUUGCUAAUUCGCAAACCUACUAUUCGCUUGAUUACUGAAAUAUUUUAUAGACAAGAUCCUUCUAAAGUUUUAGGUUUAAGAAAUGAUUCAUUAGCUCAACUACUAUGCUAUGCAAAUAUUAAUAGUUUGGGAUCUUUUCUUUUAUAUGAGUCAGGUACAAAUGGUUUAUUACCGGCUGCUAUUAUGAGUUUAAUUGGUGAGAAUACUACUGGUGCAUUAAUACAUAUGCAUCCUGGAAACUUGCCUCAACAGCAAGGAAUAUUAGCUUUAAAUUUAUCAGAGGAGCAAAGAGCACGAUGUGUAUCUGUAAAUAUUUAUUCAGUACUCAGACAUUAUUAUCAAAGCUAUUUGCCAGCAAAUUUAGAAACUGUAGGUAAAAAAAAAAGAAAGUUAUCUGGUGAUUUACUAGUAGAAAGUAUUGAACAAACUUCAACGAAAAAAAUCAAAACGGGAGUUGAAAAUGAAAAUAUUUCGAAUGGUGCAGAAGCAACUUUGGCAGAAAUCGGUAUUAGAGAGAAGAGUCCUCUAGAACAACAACCAUGGCAAAUAGCAAAUGCCAAGGCUUGUGAAUAUUUAAACAAAGGCUUGGACAGUUUGGUAGUAGUUGCGAAGGAGCACCCAUCAAAUAUUGUUAGAGGAUUGCUACCAUUUACAAGAAACUCGGCACCUAUUGCCAUUUUUUCAGUUUCCAGAGAACCGCUUAUCAAUCUGUAUAGUGAAUUAAAACAAGAAGGAUAUGUCACUGGCAUAAAGAUUACAAGCAAUUGGAUGAGAACUUAUCAGGUAUUGGCGAAUCGUACACAUCCUGAUGUAAAUAUGAAUGCAACCAGUGGAUUUUUAUUAACAGGAUGGAAAGUUGAUCCAAAAUCAAAUGAACAAAGCUAGUAAUAAUUACUUAAAAGUUUUCUAUGAUAUUAUAUAAUGUAUUAAUAAAUGAAGAAUGUAUGAGUUAAUUUUU